AUGACCUUUUCUCUGAUCUCCUUCACCUCCUCACGGUCCCUUGUGGUAUCAGUGAUAUGCAUCAUGUCACAGGAAUCCAACUUCCGGGCUUCGAAGAGGCCAUCUAAAGUUCGACAGGCCUGUGACCCUUGUCGCUCGCGCAAAAUCCGCUGCGAUGGAUGUUGGCCCUGCGCCAACUGCCAGGAGACGAUCCUGGAGUGCACGUACGUAGCGGUGCCGAAGAAGACGGGACCGAAAGGACCACGUCAUGCGCGGAGAUCUCUUCAUCGGCGGCAGACUGUGCCAGUAGCCGUACACCACGAUGCAAAUAGACAGACUGGAGAUGAGACUCGGACGAGGGCACCACCAGUCACGCCACCAUCACCGGUUCAUACGGCGGAUCAAAGAGACGAUAGGUUUCAACACUCCCCUCUAGUAUCUGCGGACGUAAUAAAGUGGUGUCUCGAUGCUUUCUUCAGACACAAAUACCCGCUUACACCCAUCCUACAUCGUCAACAGGUGGAGGAAUGCACAAAAGACCUCUCAACCUCGGCCGAGAAAUACGGACUCAUGACAGCUUGCUCUGCCGUCAUCUCUCUCUCGCCCGAGAUAUUACCACCUCCAAACCCGACGCCACUCUCAUCUCCCGACACCCUAGCUCCUGUCCUCCCGACAACCGAGUUCCUCAUCUCAGAAACCCUUCGCGCAAGGCGUUAUUGCGAUCUCGCCGAGCAUCAGUCCCUACUCCACGCGCAAACCUCCUUCUUUCUCUUCUCUGCCUUCUUCUGUAUGGACAACGACAACGCGGCUUGGUUCUAUCUACGAGAGUCCAUCACCAUCCUUCAGACGCUCCGCCUACACGAGGAAGCCACGUAUAACGACAUCACCGACCCGGUCUUAGCCACGUACGCUCGGCGCAUGUUUUGGGUUCUGUUCAUCACCGAGAGGGCGUACGCGCUGCAGAGACAUCGGCCGUUGACGCUGCAGAGCACCCUGGGUCUUCCCACCGUUGACCCGCUUAGUGCAGACGCCGCGAUUCUUCCCGGCUUCCUCGAUCUCAUCUCUCUCUUCCGGCACUUUGAUACAGAUUUCAUAGCGACUUGGAACUCGUCCACACCAUCCACGACAUCGCCUUCAGAAGCAACAGACCCGGAACAUCUCUCGAAACUACAAACCGUCCUAAAGUACGCCAUCCCGAGCGUGUCAAACUACUCUGAAAUGCAGCAAGCCGACCUCUUGAUCUCCCGGCAGUGGCUCAAAGUCAUCGUGUGGAAGCUAUGCGUAUCCAAGACGCUGUUGUCCAUCUUAGACAGCGAGGACAGCAUGUCACUGAGCUAUCCUACCGCCGUUGCCCGCGACGUCGUACUCAUUUCGCGGCUGCUGCCAACCAAGGCCUUUGAGGCUAAUGGUGUCGGCAUAUUAGAAAAGGUGUUUGAUGUAGGUUGUUCACUCGCAGAUCUGAUAUCUCUCGGCCCUGCGACGAACCAGUGGUCCGCUAUGCACGUCGGUCAGAUCGAUAUCCUGAUGGAGAUUGUAAGGAUAGUUGAUACAACCCUUGGUGGAAGCUACAGGCACCUGGAUAUGUUGUAUCACAAGGCAAACUAUUGCCUCCUGAUGAAUGUGGACAGAAAUCUAGCUCCGGCUGGGUGCUUGGAGGAAAAUGGGCUUGAGGAAAUCCUCGAAGAAGAAAUCCUCGAAUAA
Colletotrichum orchidophilum is the source of this 1680-nucleotide messenger RNA. RefSeq lists its product as uncharacterized. NCBI's taxonomy places the organism in Eukaryota, Fungi, Ascomycota, Sordariomycetes, Glomerellales, Glomerellaceae. Gene Ontology annotation, biological process: DNA-templated transcription; regulation of DNA-templated transcription. Gene Ontology annotation, molecular function: zinc ion binding; DNA-binding transcription factor activity, RNA polymerase II-specific; DNA binding. The transcript has a single exon. Bases 1 to 1680 code for a protein of 559 amino acids. The record is from RefSeq and is a predicted model, not a curated record.